GCCGCCUCUUCCGGCUUCACCGGCCGGACGGGCAGGUGCGACAGGUCCGGGAGAGAUGGGGCUGGUGCGGAAGAAGCCCAGCGGCGCGGUCCCGCUGCCUCUGCUCCUCCUGGCGGUUGCCAGAGUCCAGCUGCUGGAGAUCCAGGCCGACGCCCGAGUUCGGGCGUUUGUGGGUGAGCCGGUGACCCUCAAGUGCUGGUUCAAGUCCUCCUCCCCAGUCACAGAGAAGCUCACCAUCGACUGGACCUACCGGCCUCUUUCAGGGGGCAACUUGGAGCCGAUCUUCCACUACCAGUCCAGUGCCUACCCAGCCAAGGGAGGCAGCUUCCGUGACCGAGUCUCCUGGGCUGGCGAUGUGGCCAAGCAGGAUGCUUCAAUUACGAUCUUCAACCCAACCCCUGAGGAUAAUGGGACAUUCACCUGUUUGGUGAAGAACCCCCCUGAUGUGCAGCACAACAUCCCCCAGACCUUGCUGAUGGUCACCCAGAGAGGUUCCUCCUUCCAGCUGACGUCGUCCGGACUGCUUUCCAUCUUGGUCUUUCUCCCCUCUGCCCUCGUGGUGAUUCUGCUGCUGGUUCGGAUGAGUAAGAAAUUCGGGCUGAUGAAAGCAAGGAGGCAGCUUGGCUACAAGAAAUCUUCCAUUGAAGUCUCUGAAGGACCCAAGCGAGGUGGCUGCAGGCAGCGGCUGACUGGCUUUUGCUUGCAGUGCCUGGACACCGAUGAGGAGGAACCAUAUUGAUGGAAGGACAAGGAUUCCCUCUUGCGGUGCCACUGAGACCCAGCUCAGGAAGUCUCCAAUGAAUGGAACUUGCCCCCGCCCCCCGGUAUAAAAGUGACAAGAGGGGCCUGGACUAAUUUGAGCAGAUUUCAUUCCAUUCUAGGAAUGAUCCUGAUUUGAUGUUUUCCUCUCUGUUGGCUUUCUCUUGCCCUAUGAAUCAGCCUGGUGGAUGGGGCCAUGGAGGGACUGUCACAGCAGCCAGGCACUUGGGC
Candoia aspera is the source of this 990-nucleotide messenger RNA. Its product is annotated as myelin protein zero-like protein 3. NCBI's taxonomy places the organism in Eukaryota, Metazoa, Chordata, Lepidosauria, Squamata, Candoiidae. The record is from RefSeq and is a predicted model, not a curated record. Gene Ontology annotation, cellular component: plasma membrane. The transcript is spliced from 6 exons. Bases 56 to 739 code for a protein of 227 amino acids.